Molecule: messenger RNA, 771 nt
Organism: Exophiala dermatitidis NIH/UT8656
Lineage: Eukaryota; Fungi; Ascomycota; Eurotiomycetes; Chaetothyriales; Herpotrichiellaceae
Exons: 2
Coding region: 1-771 (256 amino acids)
Biological process (GO): siroheme biosynthetic process
Molecular function (GO): precorrin-2 dehydrogenase activity; protoporphyrin ferrochelatase activity
Source: RefSeq, a predicted model, not a curated record
AUGUCCACGAAAUUUCCCGAGAUUCAAGGUGGAGGCUCUUUGAUUCUUGCCUGGCAGAUCAAAAACAAGGAGGUCUUGGUAGUCGGUGGCGGCGAGGUCGCUGCCGGUCGCAUUGUCAAUCUCCUCAAUGCCGAUGCCAAGGUGACCGUUGUUUGCCCGCGAGAGGGUCUGAACGAAGAGGUGGCGUAUCGGGUGGAACAGGGCCAGGUCAAACACAUUGAUCGAAUCUUCCUGCCCCUGGACCUGGAACCAGAAAAGAAUGUCGCCAUGGUCUUGACUGCGAUCGAUGACCCCGAUGCAUCGAGCCGGAUAUGGAAGUACUGCAAGCAGAUGAAGGUGCCUGCAAACAUUGCCGAUGUGCCUUCCGAAUGCGACUUCUACUUUGGCAGUGUACAUCGAGACGGGCCACUCCAGAUUAUGGUGUCUACAAACGGCAAUGGUCCUAGGAUGGCUGCGGCGAUACGCCGACAGAUUGGUGAGAUGCUCCCCGAGGGAACGGGUGAUAGCAUCAAGAGAGUGGGCGAUCUCAGGCGACGGCUUAGGAAGGUGGCCCCAGGCAAAACCACGCGGGACAUCAGCAAGAGGAUGGCGUGGAUGAGUGCUGUAUGUGACAAAUGGAGCACCGAGGAUUUCAACGCAAUGGACGACGCAGACAUGGAGGCAUUGGUACAGUACUACGACUCGGGCAGGGUACCGAGUUUUGAGGACAUUCGACUUGGAGACCGUGGGGAUGUGGUGUGGGAGUUUGACGGGUCUUUUGGAUGGAUGUAA